AGCUAAAAUUAGUAGAGUAUCUGCCAAGUGUUGGGCCAUCAACAACUUCCUCCUUCAAAACUUUUUUUCUUAGUUUUUUGUAAUUCUGAAAAUUCCAAGAGAGUUUGAUUGUCCCCUUGUGAUUUCAUUGUCAUUGUAAAGCAAUCAAGUUCUUUAUUAUUGUGGUAUCGAAAUUGCUCAGAUUCAAUUCGAUUUCCUAUUUUUCAGUACUUGAAUCCCCUCAUGCUGUGAUUCAACAACUGCACAAUGCAAUUUGGCGUUUAAUCGAGGGUAACUUUGAUCUCCCUUUUAGGUUUAUUGGAACCUCAUUUCAGAAAUUACGAUUCAUUGAUCCAUCUCUGGUUUAUGUCCAAGCAUGCCGGCGUUAGAGGAAUUCAGGCAGAUAGGAGAGGUAAUUGGGAGUCUUAAAGCUCUAAUGGUAUUCCAAGAUGACAUACAAAUAAAUAAAAAACAAUGUUGUUUGUUGGUGGAUAUGCUAAAAUGUGCCUACAAGACAGUUGCAGAAACAAUGAAACAGAACUUGAGAUUUGAAGAGAAGAAUAUCAAAUGGAAAAUUCUCGAGAACCCCUUAAGAGAGCUUCUCAGGGUGUUUAAAGAAGCGGAACAGUACAUCAAGCAAUCCCUGGAAAAUAAGGAUUUUUGGGCAAAAGCUGUAGUUCUAUAUAAGAAUACAGAUUGUAUUGAAUUUCACAUCCACAAUUUGCUCUCUUGUGUGCCAAUUGUCAUAGAGGCCAUAGAAAUAGCAGGAGAGAUUUCAGGUAGUGACCAUGACGAGAUACAGAAGAAGAGAUUCAUUUACUCCAUGAAGUAUCAGAAAGAGUGUAAGGACCCACGAAUCUUCCAAUGGAAAUUCGGAGAACAGUACAUGGUUUCUCAGAAGUUCUGCGAAGGGGUAUGCUCAGUUUGGAAUGAAGACAAGUGGAUUUUGAAAAAUAAAAUUCGAGAGAAGAAGAAUUCAGGUGCAUGUACUUUGACAAAGCAUGAGAAACGACUUGCUGAUCUCCUCUUGAAGAACUUAAACGAGAUGGAGAUGGAGAUGGAGAGUGAUCAUAAGCUUUCACCUAGCUCAGUUCUUGUAAAUUCUAAGGAUUACCAGGUAAGAAGACGAUUAGGUAGUGGAAGUCAGUACAAGGAGAUCCAAUGGUUGGGGGAGACCUUUUGUUUAAGGCAUUUGUUUGGGGAUAUUAAGCCCCUGAUUCCAGAUAUUUCGCGAGAACUGCAUCUCUCUCAUCCAAAUAUAAUGCACAUCUCCUGUGGUUUUACUGAUGAAGAAAAGAGAGAAUGUUUCUUAAUCAUGGAACUUAUGAGCAAAGAUUUAUCUAGUUACAUCAAAGAGAUCUGUGGACCAAGAAAGCGUGUACCCUUUUCUCUUCCCGUUGCAAUCGAUUUACUCCUUCAGAUUGCAAGAGGCAUGGAAUAUCUACACUCAAAGAAAAUCUAUCAUGGUGAAUUGAGUCCUUCCAACGUCCUUGUCAAGGCGAGGAACGUCUCUACAGAAGGGUAUUUACAUGCAAAGGUUUGUGGGUUUGGCUCAUCGUGUUCUAUCAACCUUCCUCAGAAAGCUAAUGUGAAUCAAAAUAAUGGGACACUCCCAUUCAUUUGGUUUUCCCCAGAAGUCCUAGCUGAACAAGAGCAGUCAGGGAAUGGAGGAAACAUCAAGUAUACCGAGAAAUCUGAUGUGUACAGUUUUGGGAUGAUAUGUUUUGAGGUUUUAACAGGGAAAGUUCCAUUUGAAGAUAGCCAUCUACAAGGAGACAAAAUGAGUAGAAAUAUAAGAGCAGGAGAGAGGCCAUUAUUCCCAUUUCACUCACCAAAAUAUGUGACUAGCUUGACAAAGAGGUGUUGGCAUACUGAUCCAUAUCAACGGCCAAGUUUUUCAUCCAUCUGCAGGGUUCUACGCUAUGUGAAGAGAUUCUUGGUGAUGAAUCCUGAACACAGCCAACAAGACUCACCAUUGCCACCAGUAGACUACGGCGAGAUUGAAGCUGUCAUCUUAAGGAGCUUCCCCUUAGGAAAUUGUGAAUCUGAUCCUCUGCCUGUCACACAAAUACCUUUCCACAUGUUUGCAUACAGGGUGACCGAGAAAGAAAAGUCAAGCACAAUUCACAGAGACGUAAAUUCUGAAUCAGGAAGUGAUGGAACUUCUGCAUGUGGGGAUGAUCCUGUAACGGCAGAUGAUGCACUUCCAUCACCAACUGAAAAGAAGAAUAUUGCAUCUCCCGAGAUAUUGAUCAAGAGACUUUCAAUUAGGAAACCUGCCGAUAUCAAAGUCGGCAAGCAACCAGGAACACCAAGGGGAAGGACAGUAAGACCUCCAAGCAUACGUACUAUAAGGCAAAAUUCUGAAAGUCAGUUAAUGAUGAUGAACAGCCCAAGCCCAAGAACACGGAGAUCAUCUGGCCACGCAUCAGAUUCGGAGCUCCCUUAACUAAUUUCCAAGUGAUCCAACAUUUUAUAAGACAUUCUGUUCCAACCUGAUCAACAAAAAUAACAUGGUUGCAGUCUCAGAUAUUCAUGGUUGUUACUCGUUUUGUGUAAUACAUACCUCCCUAAAUAUUGGGAAGUGUUCAAAACAGAAGCAUUCAGAAGCUGAAAAGCUCCUUACUGAUCCUCAUUUGUCAGACAAGGUUUACAACCCUGAACAGUGUGAGAUUUGAAAGGGUUAUACGACACGAACUUAGCUCCCUCAUUCAGCUUGUGAAGAUUAUUGAGGAGCCAUUUGUACAAUUUUGGCUAAAAAGUUUCUUUUUUUUUGUUUCGGAGAAAAAAAGUUUUUCACAAAAAGCUCUAAAUGGACAGUUGUAGUUUUUGAAAGUUACAAGUAUUUUGCGAGUGCGAGAUGUUUUUCUUUUUUUGUUAAAAAAGUAUCAUUUGUGCCUCUUUAGAUACAGUGACGAAUUCAGAAUUUAAAAAAAUUAUGAAUGCUCACGAAUAGAAUAUAUCAACUUCCAAUAUUAUUUUAUAUAUACAUAUAUAAAAUUUCUGUGCUGAAUUAAUGGAUAUGCUUGAGCAUCCAAUACUCUAUACGUGGGUCCGCCCUGAGUUAGUUAUCCUAAGUGCAUAAAGAAGAAAUCAACCUAAACAUCAUUUUGCAUAGAAUAAAAUGGACACUGAGCUCAGUAGAUUAUAUGUCAAUGGAUGUAGUUGGAGAAGCUGAUAAAUAUUAUGAUAUAUAAAGUGAUAUAGAAGCAAUAGUAAAGGUAAGUUACCUUGUCAUGGAUUGAGAAUCGUCCGACUUUGUGGAAAUUCUUUGUGAGCUUGAGUAUCAAGAAUAUCAGAGGUCUGAUUUGUGGGAGAGAGAAAAUUGAGCACGAUUGAGAAGUAGUAGCGUGAUAAACACGGUAGAUUAUUUUAUAGGCUAAAAAUAAGGAAGGUGGGUCUGUUAUCAGAAAUUUCUCUAUUCCCCAGAAUGGGAUAGAAGACCAAAAAAUUGCCCUAUUUCUUUGUUUUUGUGUUCAAGCUACUGGGUAUCCAAGUUGCAUCAUCUUAUAACAAGUUUCCAAAACAGUUAUAGUUACAAAAUUAUUAGAAUACAGAAAUGGAUGAAUCUGCUGCAACCAAGGGAGUGGAGUUAGAAGAACAUUUGGUGGAUACAGAUGAAGAAGACAAUGGCGAUGAAAAUUCAAGGACGUUGUUCUUUAAAGAGCUGAAUCUCAUUCUAAUUAUCUCGUUUCUUUCGUUAUCAUCUGAACAAGUUGAUUUUGAUGCAUCUGAGACAAAUGAAAAUGUCAAAGCUAACCAAGAACACAAAGUUGUUUCUGCUUCACGUUUAAGAAAACGGGGAGGAAUCAAUAAAUACAGGGCUAGUGAACAAGAAACUCAGAGAGUCUCAACCAAGUUUAGAGAUUGCAGGCAUCGUCGAAAAAUCUGAAAGAAAUCAACAUCCAGCAAAGCUUGUAGCAACAGAUGUUACCAAAAGGUUUGCAGCAAGGCCAUAGAAGCUAUUUUCAUAGUCCCUUGAGAACAUACAUGUAAAAUAGUAGUACUAUAAGUAGAACUGGUAAUUCCCACUUUAGCAAAUACAGCUCUUUGUUUUUUCUUUUCAUUUGCUUCUGCUAUCAUAUGUAUAUUUCAGUAAAAUGCUCCUUAUCAGAAA
Messenger RNA from Solanum pennellii, 4096 nucleotides. RefSeq names its product mitogen-activated protein kinase kinase kinase 7-like. The record is from RefSeq and is a predicted model, not a curated record. The transcript is spliced from 5 exons. Gene Ontology annotation, molecular function: ATP binding; protein kinase activity. The coding region runs from base 356 to 2428 and encodes 690 amino acids. Gene Ontology annotation, biological process: signal transduction; protein phosphorylation. NCBI's taxonomy places the organism in Eukaryota, Viridiplantae, Streptophyta, Magnoliopsida, Solanales, Solanaceae. Gene Ontology annotation, cellular component: cytoplasm.